Molecule: messenger RNA, 2719 nt
Organism: Capsella rubella
Lineage: Eukaryota; Viridiplantae; Streptophyta; Magnoliopsida; Brassicales; Brassicaceae
Exons: 2
Coding region: 36-2477 (813 amino acids)
Source: RefSeq, a predicted model, not a curated record
GAAGCGGCGAUGGAGAAAGCGAUUUUGGGGUGUUAAUGGUUUUGGUGUGUUUGAAGGGUGAUGAUUGGGUUUUGCCUCCGGUUUGGAUCGUCUCCGUUCUAAAGGGGGUCGAGGGUUCUGGGGAGCGAUGGGAUUAUCAGAUCUGCAAGUGCAUCUGGAUUUGUUUUGGGUUUCGAAGGAGGGUUUUUUCUAGAUCCAUUCAUUAUUUUUUCUGGGUUGAGGUUUGGAGGUAUGGGGUUUGGUCUCGGUGGGCGAGGUGCUUCCUUUGGCAUCUUUCGUUGUGUUUUUUCUCACAUUUUGGGGUGUGGAAGGAAGUGAUGAUUGGGCGAUUUGGGUGUAAAGCUCGGGAAGGUGAUUUGGAAGGUGUGAUAUCUGCGAUUGGCUUAUCUCGGAUUCUAAUUGGGUGUUUUCUUUCCUUUUUCUUGGGCGGAUCGGUGGAUUGGAGGAGAUUUUUAUUCUUCGAAUCUCUGGGCUUUAAUACUUUGAUUAUGUUUCGAGAUCAUAUCGAACAAAUUCUUCAGUAUAAAGACUCUUGGAAAAGGCCAGUGUUUCAUCUCUAUUUCUUUCGCCAGUUUAAGCAUUGUGUUUUGUCUACUCGGGUUAGCUUGUGUUCUGGUUUUUUGUGGUUCAGUUUUUGGUCUGGUUGUGGUGCAAUGUCUCAAAGUGGUUUGUUGGGGAAGAGUUUGGUGGGUAUGCAGGAGGGAGGUCAGCGACCAAUGAGAAGGAUCAAGAUUGCACGUUUUGAUAAUUCUGCUCUCAUCGCUGGCUACUCCAAAACGGUGAUUGGGCGUUGCCUCAAUCCCCAAAUGCAAGAUAUGAAAUCUUUGCUGAUUAUGCUACCGCGUAUUUGGCAAAUGGAGGGGAAGGUUGCAGGUGCUGAUUUGGGGUCGGGAAAAUUCCAGUUUGACUUCGAUGAGGAAGCAGACAUAGUUGCAGUCUUGAAAAUGGAGCCUUUCCAUUUUGACUCGUGGAUGGUUUCGAUGGUAAGGUGGAAACCAGUCGUGGAUCCUCUUUAUCCGUCAGCUUUGACGUUUUGGAUUCGGGUCAUUGAUGUUCCUCUACAAUUCUGGGCGGAUCCUACUUUUAAUGAUAUUGGUUCUGAUCUUGGUCAUGUCGAAGAAGUUGACAUAAACAGGGGGCGUGUGAAGGUUACAGUAGAUGGUUACAAGCCGUUGUGUUUCGCAACAGAGAUUGAAUUUUAUGAUGGUGAGGUUACCAUUGUGAAACUGUUUUAUGAGCGCUUGUAUGGGUGGUGUAGGAACUGCUUCAGUCUUUGUCAUGACAAGGCUGUAUGCCCUCUUCUCAUUGGGUCCACAAAGGAAGAUAGCAUGGAUUUAGCGAAUGCGGAGCAAAGGGAAGACCAUCACAUGAGCUACAGGGGCGCUGUUUUGGCAGAUAGACGAAGGGGAGUAGGCACUGAUGGUUUGUAUAAGAGUAACAAUAAGGGUAAGGGGAUUGGUGAAAGUUCUUCUUCGGUACAACAACGGUCUAAUGGUGGCUCACAAUAUGGAGGCUACAAGGCCAAGGCUGAGCACUCCUCAGGGGUAAAAGCCCGUUCUACAGGGUCCUUUAGAGCUAGACAGCACAAGGAGAGCCAUGGAAAGGUGCAAGGGGGUUCCCAGGGACAAUCAAGUCUCCCAGCUGCUCCAGUUUCUGGUUCUGUCCUUGAUCCGAUUCCUGAGGAAUCCAGGGAGCAGGAGUCAGCUAUUAAGAAGCAGAAAAAGGUCCGGAAAGCUUUGUUUACGGAAUCUGAAGAGAAUGGUGAAGCUAUGGCUAACCUUGUAACUGGCACUAACCAAUUAGAGGAGGGACAACUGGAGGAAAGUGAUCAUGAGAUGGAAAAAAUAGUUGGUUUGAGCUUGGGGUCGUCUGAGGUGGAAGCGAUCUGUGGGGGAAGUAAAGCGGUGCUAGCAGAGGAGCUUUCGGUACAGCACACUGAAGAGCAAGGUUUGGUGGUGGAUUCAGCUGUGGUUGUUGACAACGAAGACCUUAUGGGGCAAGAUGGAGCGACUGAGUUUGGGUUUGGCUCACAUAUUUCUGUGAGUCGUGAUGAAUUCUCUCUUAUGGUGGGUAUUGAGGAGGUCUCAGAUCAUCCAAUUAUUGAUGAAAAAGAGGUGAAUGCAGCAGCUAUGGAUGUUGCGGAUUCGACUUUGGUGCAAAACUUUGGGGAUGAUGUGCUGACCGUAGGUAACGAGGGGAGAAUACAUGGAUCUGUGGACACUGGUGAUGUAAUGGCUGAGAAGGAAGGAGUAGGUAGGGAUGCUGCAGGUGAUAAAGGCAAGAGGAUCCCGGGCCCUUUGAUACUCAAAGGAGUAAGCGCAAGGAAACGUAACGCCCAGUUGCUGUUGUCACCAAGGAAACGACAGGUCCCACACGGUUUAGAGCUGGUGGGAGGAGGACAUGUCUCGAAGCUUCAGGAGAAGGCGAAGGGAGGCGUAGGUGGAGCCAAGCCACCAAAACCAACAGUGGAUAAAUGAAGGUACUAAGCUGGAAUUGUCAAGGUCUCGGAAAUAAGGCUACAAUUGGGUAUCUUAGGGAUAUGUGGAUUAAAUAUCGGCCCGAUUUUUUGUUCCUUUCAGAAACAAAACAGUCAUCUCUAUUUUUGGAAAAGUUUGUAGGCCAUUUUGGCUAUAAAAGUUUAAAAACGAUUGACCCCAUUGGUUGUAGUGGUGGUCUUGCGCUAUUUUAUAAUAAUAAUGAUUUCAAUGUUUCAAUUCUA